Molecule: messenger RNA, 1240 nt
Organism: Eruca vesicaria subsp. sativa (arugula)
Lineage: Eukaryota; Viridiplantae; Streptophyta; Magnoliopsida; Brassicales; Brassicaceae
Source: the annotation of a GenBank genome assembly
GGUUGAUUUAAUUGACUCACCGCUUUCAUGUUCCAGAAAUGAAACACGCAGCGUCCUACUUGAGCACAAACGGGAUGAAGUUUACUAACGACAAAACAAUGGCACAGUAACCGAGGCUCUUCGACAUCUCUUCUUCAUUGACUAUUUGUUGCUCAUAUUCAAUCGCGAAAGCUCGAAACUGAUCGAAAUCGGCUAAAAUGGAUCUCAUCCAAGUGAACAAGGAAUCAGGCGGGAUCGCCAUCAUCACAAUCAACCGUCCGAAAUCUCUCAAUUCUCUCACGAGAGCGAUGAUGGUGGAUCUCGCGCGUGCAUUCAAGGAGAUGGACGCCGAUGAGUCUGUCCAGGUCGUGAUUUUCACCGGAGCGGGUAAAUCUUUCUGCUCCGGCGUUGAUUUGACUGCCGCGGAGUCUGUUUUCAAGGGUGACGUGAAGGAUCCGGAGACCGACCCGGUAAUUCAGAUGGAGCGGUUGAGAAAACCGAUCAUCGGAGCAAUUAACGGUUUCGCCAUCACCGCCGGGUUCGAGUUAGCCUUGGCCUGCGAUAUACUCGUCGCGUCCAGAGGCGCUAAGUUCAUGGAUACCCACGCCAGGUUUGGGAUAUUCCCUUCUUGGGGACUGUCUCAGAAGCUGUCAAGGAUCAUUGGAGCAAACAAAGCUCGUGAAGUUUCUUUAACAUCGAUGCCGUUGACAGCUGACGUGGCUGAGAAGUUAGGGUUUGUAAACCAUGUGGUUGAAGAAGGAGAAGCCUUGAAGAAAGCUAAAGAAAUCGCAGAGGCGAUCAUCAAGAAUGAACAGGGCAUGGUUCUGCGGAUUAAAUCCGUCAUCAAUGAUGGACUCAAGCUUGAUCUUGGUCAUGCUCUUACUCUCGAAAAGGAGCGAGCUCACGCCUACUACAGUGGGAUGACAAAGGAACAGUUUAAGAAGAUGCAGGAGUUCAUAGCUGCACGUGGAUCCAAGAAACCUUCUUCCAAGUUAUAGAUAACAUAUGUUUUUAUCUUACAUAAUACUUUGUACUCUCUCUUGAAUAAUAUCUUUGUUUGUUUCUCAAGUGUAACGCUCAGCAAUUAAAGUAGGGUGAGAUUCCCGUCUCAGUUGAAGAAGACAUGUGCUUAACUGGAAAGAAGGAAUCUGUACUCAUUUAAUAAAUCUGGUAGAAAUAAUCUUCACAUUACUGUAUAUAAAAUAGCGUUGUGUUAGCUAAAACACUAUCUCCUUUCCAGGAAUCUGUACUCAUUUAAUAA